Messenger RNA from Chlorella variabilis, 648 nucleotides. RefSeq lists its product as hypothetical. Lineage: Eukaryota; Viridiplantae; Chlorophyta; Trebouxiophyceae; Chlorellales; Chlorellaceae. The transcript has 3 exons. The record is from RefSeq and is a predicted model, not a curated record. Gene Ontology annotation, molecular function: O-methyltransferase activity; S-adenosylmethionine-dependent methyltransferase activity. The coding region runs from base 1 to 648 and encodes 215 amino acids.
AUGGACGGCGGCCUGUACGCCUACCUGCUGCGCCACACGCGCGAGCCGCCGGUGCUGGCAGCGCUGCGGGCCGACACCGCGGAGCGCUAUCCCUCUGCCGCCCAUAUGGCCGUCUCCCCCGACCAGGGCGCUUUCCUGGCCUGGCUGGCGCACACGCUGGGCGCGCGGCGCGUCAUCGAGGUGGGCGUGUUCACGGGGUACAGCAGCGUGGCGCUGGCGCUGGCGCUGCCGCCCGGCGGCAGGCUCGUGGCGUGCGAGCGAGACCCAAAGGCAUUGGCGGUGGCGCGGCAGUACUGGCAGCGCGCCGGGGUGGCGCACAAGGUGGAGGAGCGGCUGGGCCGCGCGACGCAGACCCUGGACAGCCUGCUGGCCGACCCGCAGCAGCACGGCAGCUACGACUUUGCCUUCAUCGACGCGGACAAGAAGGGCUACCGCGCCUACUACGAGCAGCUGCUGCAGCUGGUGCGCCCCGGCGGCGUGAUUGCGCUGGACAAUGUGUUGUGGUAUGGACGGGUGGCGGACCCGGCGGCAGACGACGGCGCCACCGCGGCCCUGCGCCAGCUCAACGACUUCCUGGUGGCGGACGAGCGCGUGGCCUUCAGCCUGGUGCCGGUGGGCGACGGCAUGGCGCUGGCCACCAAGCGGUGA